AUGGGAUAUUGUCUUGAACAUUGCAAACAUUGGAACUUAUGGUGGUUAGAAGAUUUUAACCAGAAAGAAGGGAAAUUUUGGAAUGAAAGACACAAAAAAAAUACGAUACAACAAAAUCGCCGGAAUAUACAACUGUUUUUCCAAAUAUUAUUGGUGACAGCUAAUUAUGAAAAGCAAGACUCGAAUCUUCCCUUAGUGGAAUCUGAUCAAUUGGCACAAACCUUAGUAUUAUUGAUUGACACUAUCACGAAUUUUCCUUUUUGGCAAGAUUGGACUAAUGGUACUGGUCUUGACAAUUUUUGUUUGAUUCGUAAAUGCAAUGAUUAUGAGUUUAAAGCAAUUGAAAACUGUGGAAAACUGAAGCCUAUAAGUCUUUAA
Messenger RNA from Loa loa (African eye worm), 378 nucleotides. RefSeq lists its product as hypothetical. NCBI's taxonomy places the organism in Eukaryota, Metazoa, Nematoda, Chromadorea, Rhabditida, Onchocercidae. Bases 1 to 378 code for a protein of 125 amino acids. The record is from RefSeq and is a predicted model, not a curated record. The transcript is spliced from 3 exons.